UCUCCCAGGCGGGCGGGCGGGCGUUGUCAGACGGAGCCCGCAGGAGGAGCGUCAGUCUGCGGCGAACACAGCGAGCACCGGCCGAGUCUGUGGAGUUAGCCACAGAGCUAGCCAUGAGCUAACAAGGAGCCAGCUGACUCUUUUCAUUUCGCCACCUUUACUCCAACCUUCGCCAAACGUCGCACCGGGGUGAAUACUGUUUUAAUUACAAGACUUUUACGGUCAUCAUUUCACACGGUCCCUCCCUCCAUCUCAAGCUCCAUCUUGAACGUUCUUCCCUUUAACCCUCGGAUCUCUCGCUACAAAGAGCCAUGGCAGCUGCUAAGCCAAAAGGGCAGAACUCCCUAGCCCUUCACAAAGUGAUCAUGGUGGGCAGCGGUGGUGUUGGGAAAUCUGCCCUCACUCUCCAGUUCAUGUAUGAUGAGUUUGUGGAAGACUACGAGCCCACCAAAGCUGACAGUUACAGGAAGAAAGUGGUGCUGGACGGAGAGGAGGUUCAGAUCGACAUCCUUGACACAGCUGGACAAGAGGACUACGCAGCCAUCCGAGAUAACUACUUCCGCAGUGGCGAGGGUUUUCUCUGUGUCUUUUCCAUCACAGAACUGGAAUCUUUUGCAGCUACAGUAGACUUCAGAGAGCAGAUCCUGCGAGUGAAGGAGGACGAGAAUGUGCCCUUUCUUUUGGUCGGCAACAAGUCAGACUUGGAUGACCGACGGCAGGUGAGCGCGGACGAGGCGAAGGCACGUGCCGAGCAGUGGGGUGUGUGCUACGUGGAGACUUCUGCCAAAACCCGUGCCAAUGUCGACAAGGUGUUCUUUGACCUGAUGCGAGAGAUCCGGGCGAGGAAAAUGGAGGACAGCAAAGAGAAGAACGGGAAGAAGAAAAGCAAAAGUCUGGCCAAGAGAAUCCGAGAGAGAUGCUGUAUUUUAUAGUGGUAAAAGAGAGCAGGGCAGCUGCUUCUGUACAUAUACAUUUCUCAGACUUUUGCAUUUAUUUUGUGCCGAUAACCCGACCAUGACUCUCUCAUGUCUCUGGCUCACAGGACAUCUGACCGUAUGUCGGGGAGUAGUAGGGUGGCACUACAUACACCAUUUAUAGCUCUAACUUUUUAUGUGCUGACACUCCAAAUAAUUUAUCUACUCUCUCUCUCUCUCUCUCUCUCUUCCUCUGACCACAUUGCAGAGUGUAAUAAAUGGAUGGUGUUUAUUUCGGUCUAAACUUGACAAGAGGCUAAGCCCUGAAAUGUAAAAAAAAAAAAGAAAACACACAAAAAAAAAACCUUUCAUUGUAAAGUUUGAUGUGUAAAAUAUAUUCAGACAACUGUGCCGUUUGAAAGAAAAGAGAAGAAUUGAACGUGUCAGAGCUGAGGUUUAAACGGGGAAGUGGAUCGUGGUUAGGAAAUGAACGCUAACAGACUCAGUGUCAACCCAGAAUUCAUCAAGUGCCACAGAGGAGAUGAAUUCCCUGCACUGGUGAGUCAAUGAAGCAUUUUGAUUGAAAGAUCUAAAUUUGAUGCGUGUUGUUUUACACCUGACUUAUCAUAUGUGGUAUGAGAAUGACUACUCCAUCUUUUAAUGAUUUUCUUUCACUUCUUCUUUUCUGUAAGAUAAGUACACCAUUAACGUCUGUUUUCGUUUCCCCUUCCCGUCAUCUGUGUCCAGCCUUCUCAAAUGCACAAGCAUCCAUCAUUGCCCUUGAGUUAGUGAGGGAGUUAACAACACUUGAACUUUUUCAAUUCUAACAUUUCAUGAGUUUCACCUCACUCUGCUAACGGCUUACAUUGCCUGUUAUUUCUGCGAUUUAAGGAAUCCCUGGUGCUCUGAUGAAAGGCGAUUCCAACAACACUACAUCCUUUACAUGCUGUCCUUAAUCCUGAAGCUGAUCUAACACAUUGCUUCCAGUCAUGUAAAGAUUUAUUUUGCCAAUACUACUUUUCCUGGCUCAGACUUUGAAUCACAACCCAAAUGCAUUUCUGAAGCGACUUGCGUGGGAUAGAAUUAAUGGAUCGAUGGAUUUAAAGACAUAGAAUAUCUCAAAUGAAUGCACUUGAGGAGGUACUUGUCCAAAAAAAAAAUAAAAAAAAAUGUUGCUCUCAGUCACCAAAGAAAAAAAGCUAGCUAGCACAAACAAGUGCCCACUUGAGAAUGGAAGUAAUAAAAACUUGCUAACAGUGAGCAUUAAAGGAAAGCACCCGGUGUUUGUGAACAAACUCUCUUUGUAAAAGUGACGGUGGCAAAGGUUGAGGAAGAGUCUUAACGGAAAGAGCUAGAUUUAGGCCUGAGAAAGAGACGCAACAUUAAGGAGGGAUUUACUAGUUCAUGUACAGUGCAUCACUGUUGCCUCUCUGUCCAUUGUGAAUGUGAAUAAAUCCCUGACCCCCUUCCUCCUCUCCCCUCCCCCAUCCCCAUCCUGUUUGCCUGUAAUCUUAGGCUGCCAACGAUGUGUAGAGUUUGCAGGUUGUUUUGUUUCUGCUUUGUUUACCUUUAUCACAUUUUGUGUGAGGCUACCUGAUUUUAUAAUGCUGUACAACUAAAUGGAGUAUCAUUUGAUCUUGAUGGUGAAGUAAUGACUUUACAUGCAAGUAGAGAUUGACAGUGUAAAAAAAAAAAAAAAAAUUGGCAAAAUGAGAUGAACAUAGACCAAAACCACACUGUGAAAUCUCCCCCUCAUUUCUAAAGCGUCCCCUUUAUCACUGAACCACUCUUUGUUUAAGCUUUUAAAAUUGUCAUCUUAUUUAAUAUAACUUAUUUAUAUUCUUUUUUUUUUAAGUCAGCUGCCCAGAGGUUGUUUCUAUAUUUCACUCUGACUCUGUUGUAGUCAUUUCAUGAACACUCAAAAGAUCCCCUCAACUGACAAGAUGCCCGACACUGGAGUCUAUGCAAAAAUCAUUCUUUUGAUUGCAGAAGAGAUGUGAAACAAUUAAAGACACUGUCAGUCUUAACCACUUUAAAUAAUAAUACUGAAGCAUUUAAGCUGGUUAGAAAACCCAGUGUAAAUCAACACUUUUAAAUCGUCUUUAAAAAUACUUAAAAAUGUCAUUUAUGAACACUAAAGAAUCUCUUUCUUCAUUAGAGGCUUUGCUUAUCACAUAGACUGUACAAAAGAAGUGGACAUAACCAUUGUGACAUCAUUCAUUGGUUUACGAACCAACUGUUUGAAGCUCUGAAUCCUAUUGAUCGACUGUCGCCAUGUUUUAUUUAUUUAUUUUGAUUCUGUUAGAAUUAGAAGUAUUUGGAUGUCAGGGUCGAAACACAUUGAAACGUCUCUAAUCUGGUUGACAGAUUGAAGAAACUAGUCACGGAUACAACCUGAAGCUUACCUGGCUUUAUCACCUUUACCACCCGUUACACUCUAAAAUGAAACACUAUUCAGAAAAAGAGCGUUGUGCUGUUAUUACACAGACUUUAAACUUCCAGUCGAGACCCUAAAGUCAUCAUGAGACAUUGACUGAGGUUAUAAAUGAACUGAGAAGAAUAAUCAAUAUGACUUCAGCAUGCACACAGUGGAGUCCCCUCCUGCUGACCGUCAACAGCUCAAGUUUUAACAUCUUAAACCAACAUCCACUUCUCUUUUAUAGUCUAUGCUUAGUGACAUAGUUCAUUGUUUUCAUCGUAAACAGACAGUAGUGCGAAAGAAUGUCCGAAGCAUUUCUUGUCGACUGAAAAAAAAAGCACACAGCAGAGAGUUUUUAAAGAUGAGGCAAACUGUGAGGAAAACCCAAACUGUUGGGGACGUCAUGGCAACUGAACGCUUGGAAGGUAGUUUUGAGUUGAUACUUCUUAAGGGCUAACCUCCCCGUACACCACACCGUGAUCAAAACACCCCUGAAAGUGACAGAGACAGGCACAGAAACGGACAUAUAGUGGAAGAAUAACAGUCUGUCGUUAGCUUAUGAGCGUAAAAUUAACCCCCGUGUGUCUUCAGUGUCGAUGACUGCAGAAGCUACUGUUUGUAAAGUGACCACCGUAGUGCUUGCUUUCUCUUAACAUCGGCUUUACAGUCUAAUUCCUGUCAAAGUGCUUUUUCAGGAGCCAAUAUUUCUCUUUAUAAUUCUGUUCUUUGUCUUCAUGUCGAGUUUGAAGAGACUUAAUGGCCCUUCUAUUUUCAAUGGAACAGAAGGGGUGAAACUAAAAGCGAUCUGUGUGUGUGUAAGCUAUGAGCGUAACUGUCCCACUGGGUAUUUAGAGAACAUGUUUCGCCUUUUUAUAUUAAAACCCUCGGAGUAAAAAAGUAGAUAUAUAAAUGUCUUUUUGAUUGGAUGGUUGUACGUACACCGCCAAUUCAAUGUUUCCUUCAUGUUGACUUCUUUUGAACAUAACCACUAAUGUAGCCUAUCUGUUUGUGAAUGCAAGAGGUGAAGCUUACGUUUCAAUUCAUUUUUUGUGAGUUCUUUGGAAAUGGCAAAUAAAGUGGAUAUUACUAAUAACA
This is a messenger RNA of Labrus bergylta (ballan wrasse), 4428 nucleotides long. RefSeq names its product v-ral simian leukemia viral oncogene homolog Aa (ras related) (gene ralaa). Gene Ontology annotation, biological process: regulation of exocytosis; Ras protein signal transduction. Gene Ontology annotation, molecular function: GTP binding; GTPase activity; GDP binding. Gene Ontology annotation, cellular component: plasma membrane. The record is from RefSeq and is a predicted model, not a curated record. Lineage: Eukaryota; Metazoa; Chordata; Actinopteri; Labriformes; Labridae.